AUGACGACCACGUCCACUCCCCAUAACUUAGACGAUUUGAUUUCUUUCACAGAGGAAGAUUUGGCCGAGUUAUUAGAUUAUUUUUUUACUACUCCUCCUUCUUCUACUCCUCCUCCGACUUCCACCGUCACUGUCACCACUUACGGAGAUGAUCACGACUCCAUAACCUCCGAUGAAAGAAUCAUCGUCCAAGAACAGAACUCCAUCGACGAUGAUCUGAACUUGUUGACGACGACGACGACCAGUCCCAGUCCCAGUCCCACUCAACCCAACGACGCCGUUUCAACACAAGUACAUGGCGAUCUGCCCUUUAUUUCCACGACGCCGUCUUCUCCUGAUUUUCCGACUGAUUCCAACGUUCGAUCAGAGUUUCAGAACUCCAUCGACGAUGAUCUGAACUUGUUGACGACGACGACGACCAGUCCCAGUCCCAGUCCCAGUCCCACUCAACCCAACGACGCCGUUUCAACACAAGUGCAUGGCGAUCUGCCCUUUAUUUCCACGACGCCGUCUUCUCCUGAUUUUCCGACUGAUUCCAACGUUCGAUCAGAGUUUCAGUGUAAAAAAAGUGUGAUGAGACCAGUUUUUGAACAACCUAUUCGUGUAACAAGUUUCAAGGAUCUCAUUUCACCAAAAUUUCUUACGACAAAGAGAGUUUGCCCAUUAUCUGAAUUAGAAGAUGAUCAUAACUCUACACUGCAAAUCAAUACUAAUCUCAUCAGUUCUCAAGGGAACAAUGGAACACCUGCUAGUAGUAGUACUACCACUGACAAUAAUGAGCUUGUUCUCGUUGAAGUUAAAAGAUUCAAACCUAAAAGUAUUCAAGAAAUAUGUUGCACUUGCAAAGCCUCUAAAUGCUUGAAACUUUAUUGUUCUUGCUUCAAAGCUGGAAAGUAUUGCACGAAGAACAACUGUGGAUGUAGAAACUGUAAGAAUACCGCAGAUUACAAAAAUGAUGUGGACAUGGCACGUUCACUUCAUCCAAACCAUACCUUUCAACCAAAGACCUUUUCGGCAAACAAAGACAACAAAGGGUGA
Molecule: messenger RNA, 1038 nt
Organism: Humulus lupulus (European hop)
Lineage: Eukaryota; Viridiplantae; Streptophyta; Magnoliopsida; Rosales; Cannabaceae
Product: endochitinase A-like
Exons: 8
Coding region: 1-1038 (345 amino acids)
Biological process (GO): regulation of DNA-templated transcription
Cellular component (GO): nucleus
Source: RefSeq, a predicted model, not a curated record